AUGCUCGUCAGCCACAUGGUCUAUUUCACGCUUACGUCCGCGUUCUCUCCGCGGCUGUACGCCACAUGGGCAUAUGCGGGCCUUGCCCUUGCCUUCGUCGGUGCCGUUUUCUGCUCACUAAUGCAGCUCCUCCGAGAGGACAUCGUGAAGGAAGCAAUGCGGGUUGAUGAAGAAGACGGCGGUCAUGCCGCCGACACAUUGCUAGGUCAGGAACCCGUAGAUAGAGGCCUUGCUCGUUUCGUUGCACAAGUCACUGUCCCGCUUUAUCAAGUGUUUGUCACUGUUUCUGUGUUUGGAGCCGUUGUUUUUUGGGCUGCCAUUUUGCCGGUGCAGUCUGCGGAUAUUUCCUAUCCGCUUCUGGCUUUAAAUGCCAUCGCUCCUGCCGUCGCCGUUCUCGAUGUCUUGUUGUCGAUGUCGAUAGAGUUUCGAUUGGUGUAUGUAUUGCUCGUCGCCUUAUUCAACGCAGCAUAUGCAGGCACAUUGUACGUAUUUUACAAGACGGAUGGCAUUUACGUUUAUAACUUUAUUAACCCAUCUCAGGAGAAGGGAGCGUUCAUUGCGAAGACGACGGGGCUUGCGGUCGCCUCCAUCGUCGCUGGCUUGUUCGUCUAUUCUGUGACGGCGUUCAGCGGUUUGAUGUUCAGACGGCGUAGUGCUGAGAAGAAGACCAAGAAGGGCGACAAAGAUGAUUCAACUGCGGAUGUGAAGAGUGUGAGUGACAAGGACGUUGAAUUGGAAUCACAGGUUACCUUGGACAGUUCUCAGGAUGUACAGAGUGAAGAGAAGCGCAAUAUUUCGGCGCCAACGGAAGAUUCGCACGAGUUUGAUGAGGAUGAAGUUGUGGUCGCGGACAUGGACGAAAAAUCAAAGGGGAAUUCUAAAAGCUCGAUGGAGAAGAGAAAUCGUCAUUCAGUUCCGACUCAGUCGCCGGAGCUGGCGAGGUCGGGAUCGAACAGGAGAUGGUAUCGUUCGUCUACAGCGGGUCGGCUGCAGGGGGUAAUAUCGCUGUCUAGUCUUGCAGAGGAGGCAGUGGAAGACCGACCAAUCUCGGUUUGGGAAGAAAAGGGAGUGGAUUCGGCGCAUGCGCCUCAAGAAUCUGAAUACUUUACAAUGCCAGCGGCGUAUAACGGGGGUCGUAAUGAAGUUGUGAAGCUCACGCCAGUGGUACAUGCGGGGACGCAAUUUGCUCGAUCCGGCUCCGGACGUCAGCUGUUCAAGUCGGGCUCUGGGCGUCAUUUUGUUCGAUCAGGUUCUGGUCGAGCGAUUGCUCGGUCGGGUUCUGGGCGAGCGAUAGUUCGAUCAUCGUCGCGAGCCUCGUCGCGUUCAUCCGUGGUUGGGCCUAGGCCGUAA
Chondrus crispus (carragheen) is the source of this 1350-nucleotide messenger RNA. RefSeq lists its product as hypothetical. The record is from RefSeq and is a predicted model, not a curated record. The coding region runs from base 1 to 1350 and encodes 449 amino acids. Gene Ontology annotation, cellular component: membrane. The transcript has a single exon. Lineage: Eukaryota; Rhodophyta; Florideophyceae; Gigartinales; Gigartinaceae.